Myxozyma melibiosi is the source of this 1163-nucleotide messenger RNA. RefSeq lists its product as uncharacterized. The record is from RefSeq and is a predicted model, not a curated record. The coding region runs from base 94 to 681 and encodes 195 amino acids. Gene Ontology annotation, biological process: ribosomal large subunit biogenesis. Gene Ontology annotation, cellular component: nucleolus. NCBI's taxonomy places the organism in Eukaryota, Fungi, Ascomycota, Lipomycetes, Lipomycetales, Lipomycetaceae. The transcript has 3 exons.
UCCUGAUACAAAUUUUGAAGAAAAGGUAGUUCCUAUACUUCAUUCGUGUCUUUUUCUUUUCUGUUGUUUUAGAAUUAGAAAAGAGUUGCAGCCAUGAGAGUUUACAAUUGCAGCUUUUGCUCCUCGCCGGUAUACCCCGGUCAUGGUAUCAUGUUUGUCCGUAACGAUGCGAAAGAAUUCAGAUUCUGCCGUUCAAAAUGCCACAAGAACUUCAAGAUGAAGCGCAACCCGCGAAAGCUGAAAUGGACAAAGGCGUUCCGCAAGUCGGCCGGCAAGGAGAUGGUCGUCGACUCGACGCUCACCUUCGCCGCCCGCCGCAACGUGCCCGUGCGAUACAACCGCGAGCUGGUGUCGGUCACGCUCACGGCGAUGCAGCGCGUGUCAGAGAUCAGAGCCAAGCGCGAGCGCGCGUUCUACAAGAACCGUAUGCGCGACAACAAGGCCCGGCAGCGCGAGGAGGAUCGCAAGCUUGUGGCCGAGAACGAGGAGUUGCUCAAGCAGGGCGGUCUUAUCCCCCGAACGCGCACCGUCGCUGCCGAGGAGGACGAGGAAGUCUUUGUCGACGCUGAGGAGGACGAGGCCCAGAUGUCGGUCGACGAGGACGUCGAGGUCGAGCAGAAGGAAGAGGUCCUGGUCAAGGUUCCCGCCAAAAGACGCAGCAAAGCAAAGAGCAAGAACUAGAGUGUGCUCACGUGGUCGUGUUCAUGAUUUAUCUGGGACGAGGGGCGGUUUAUCACUGUACUAUAUGUAUUCGUUUUGCUGUUUUCGUUUAUCCAUUUGUGUGCUUAUGAUUAUCCGGUUCGCCGCCUGUUGGACAUUGUCUUUUCGAUUUCCCUCUCGCCUUUGACAUGCUGAGAAUGCUUGUCCGUGCCACACACUUGCCUAUGAACAUGCCAUGGACCCGGUCUCGUUUCGAGCAUACGAACACGCAGAAAAGAAUUCACAACAAAUAGAUAUGGUACCACCUACCGAAAGAUGACAACCUGGUUUCUUUAUUUUGACUUUUUAUUUUUUUUCCUUCUUUCUCUUUUCUUUCAAAAGUUUUUUGUUUAGUGCAUUUGGCGUUCUGUAUUUACUUGUCAGCUAAUGUUUUCUUUUUGUUUAUACAAUGGAAGAGUGAUCACACAAGCAAUAAACUAAAUCAAACGGUUUAGACCAACCGA